AUGGGCGCCGAGGAGAUUGCCGCGGCAGGCUGGCUCUCGAGGCCGGGGGAGAUGCCGCCGUCGGGGGGCGCAGAGGCGCUUGCGGCCGCGCCGAGCAGCGAGGGUGGCGUCGCGCCGCAGCAGCACCACGUUUUAGACGUGCCGGCGCGCAGGGCGGCGGAGACACCGACUCCGUCGGCGGCGGCGGCGAGGACGCGGGCGACCUCGCAGACCAACCGCGGCGAGGACGCGCAGACCGAGGUCUGCCCCAUGUGCGGGAGUGGCAUGGGGAUGGCGACCAACCACGGCCACCUCCCCCUCUGGCUGUGUCAGAAGUGCGGGUACUCGAAGCGGCACUCUGAACGACCGAGCUGGCGGGGCGCUUGGGUCUAA
Emiliania huxleyi CCMP1516 is the source of this 372-nucleotide messenger RNA. RefSeq lists its product as hypothetical. The transcript is spliced from 3 exons. The record is from RefSeq and is a predicted model, not a curated record. The coding region runs from base 1 to 372 and encodes 123 amino acids. Lineage: Eukaryota; Haptophyta; Isochrysidales; Noelaerhabdaceae.